Aureococcus anophagefferens is the source of this 678-nucleotide messenger RNA. RefSeq lists its product as hypothetical. Lineage: Eukaryota; Pelagophyceae; Pelagomonadales; Pelagomonadaceae. The record is from RefSeq and is a predicted model, not a curated record. The transcript has a single exon. Gene Ontology annotation, biological process: carbohydrate metabolic process. The annotation marks the transcript as partial. Gene Ontology annotation, molecular function: cellulase activity.
ACGACGGGCUACUGGGACUGCUGCAAGCCGUCGUGCUCGUGGAGCGGCAAGGGCGACGUCGACGCGCCCGUGCGCUCCUGCGAGGCGGAGACGGGCGACGUCCUCUCGUCGCCGGACGUGGCCUCGGUCUGCGACGGGGGCACGGCCGCGUCCUGCGCGGACAACCAGCCCUGGACGUACAACGACGGCGUGUCGCUGGGCUUCGCGGCCGCGGCCGUCGGCGGCAUCACGGGCCUCGACGGCGACACCAACUGCGGCCAGUGCUACGAGCUCGUCUGGACGGACGACACCCACAGCUGGGGCGGCGGCGCGCACGCGUCGCUCGUCGGCCGGUCGCACGUCAUCCAGGUCACGAACAUCGGCUACGACGUCACCGGCGACCACAGCUUCGACCUCCAGAUCCCGGGCGCGGGCCAGGGCAUCUUCGACACGGGCUGCGCGAUCCAGUUCCCGGGCUACGACAGCGGCGACUUCGACUGCGACAACAACUACGGCGGCUGCGCCGACAACUCGGGCUGCGACCGCCUGCCCGACGACCUGCGGUCCGGCUGCGACUGGCGCUACGACGACUACCUCUACAACGAGGGCGGCACGUCGAACAACCCCUACGUGCGCUUCCGCCGCGUGCGCUGCCCCGCGGAGCUCGUGGCCAUCACGGGGACCACGCCCAACGACGAC